GUCAUUUGUUUAUUUUUUUCCAUAGGAUGAACUUGUAUGUUUUGAACUUGUGAAUAGGUUACGUUUUAAGUAUUAUAAGUUUAACGUAAAUUUAGGACUACUGAAUAAUGGCUCGCAGAUAUGAUACGCGGACAACCAUCUUCUCCCCGGAAGGGCGCCUGUACCAGGUGGAGUACGCCAUGGAGGCGAUCAGCCACGCGGGAACGUGCCUGGGGAUCCUGGCCAGCGACGGCAUCCUUCUGGCCGCAGAGCGCCGUAAUACCAACAAGCUACUCGAUGAGGUCUUCUUCUCCGAGAAGAUCUACAAGCUCAACGACGACAUGGUGUGCAGCGUAGCGGGCAUCACCUCCGACGCGAAUGUGCUGACCAACGAGCUGCGCAUGAUCGGGCAGCGCUACCUGCUGCAGUACGGGGAGUCCAUCCCCUGCGAGCAGCUCGUGUCGUGGCUGUGUGACGUCAAGCAGGCCUACACGCAGUACGGCGGCAAACGACCUUUCGGAGUAUCGAUCCUGUACAUGGGCUGGGACAAGCACUACGGGUACCAGCUGUACCAGUCUGACCCCAGCGGCAACUACAGCGGGUGGAAGGCAACUUGCAUCGGCAACAACAGCACCGCAGCUGUGUCGAGCCUGAAGCAGGAGUACAAGGAAGGAGAGACGACCCUGAAGGAUGCCCAGGCACUCGCCAUCAAGGUGCUGAGCAAGACCCUGGACAUGACCAAGCUCACCGCGGAGAAAGUUGAGAUGGCCACACUGACGAGGGACAAUGGAAAGACGAAGACUCGUAUCCUGCCCGCGAAGGAAGUGCAGGACCUCAUCAAAGCGUACGAGAAGGCGGAGGCUGAGGCGGAGGCUGCAAAGAAGGAGAAGCAGCAGAAGAGCUAGGCUGUCACUUUCCUUAACUGCUUCUCAGACACUGCUCUCCGCAACACUUACCGGCCACGUCGCAUCGACGGAGUGGGACUGUGCAUUUUUUAAUUAAUGUAUCAUGCGUGCACUGUACUGUGUCGAGUUAGGUUAGUGUGAAAAUAAAUGGAAAUUUUUAAGUUGCGAA
Molecule: messenger RNA, 1053 nt
Organism: Bacillus rossius redtenbacheri
Lineage: Eukaryota; Metazoa; Arthropoda; Insecta; Phasmatodea; Bacillidae
Gene: Prosalpha3
Product: proteasome subunit alpha type-4
Exons: 7
Coding region: 108-884 (258 amino acids)
Biological process (GO): ubiquitin-dependent protein catabolic process; proteasomal protein catabolic process
Cellular component (GO): proteasome core complex; cytosol; nucleus
Source: RefSeq, a predicted model, not a curated record